This is a messenger RNA of Brassica oleracea var. oleracea, 465 nucleotides long. RefSeq lists its product as uncharacterized. Lineage: Eukaryota; Viridiplantae; Streptophyta; Magnoliopsida; Brassicales; Brassicaceae. The coding region runs from base 1 to 465 and encodes 154 amino acids. The record is from RefSeq and is a predicted model, not a curated record. The transcript has 2 exons.
AUGCCUCCUUCUACUUCACGAGCUAUUGCUAGGUUCCUAAUAAGUGACGUCCAUGAUGGACGUAGCAUGAGCUUCUGGUUCGACAACUGGAGCCCUUUAGGCCCUCUCAUAAAUGUCUUUGGCACGGAUGGAAAUCGGAGGUUGAGAGUCCGCUUAGAAGCUUCUGUUGCGGACGCUUGCACUGCGCAUAUAUGGAGACUACCACAUCCAAGAUCGGAUCAAGAGGUCUCUCUCCACGCUUUCCUCACUAACUUCCCUUUGCCAGCUAUAGACAGAGGACCUGACGUGUUUGGGUGGUCUACUAAUGGCGACAUCAACCACUCAUUCUCCUCAGGAAAGACUUGGGAAGCUCCCAACCCGCUCUCGACUUGCGGCUUGGGGAAUGCAGCUCCCAUCAGUGUGCUGUAUCUGCUCUUCUCAACCGGAAACAAGGGACCACUUGAUGCUCUCUUGCCCCUUUGCUGA